AUGGCAUACAGGCGUCGCGCUUCUCGGUCUCACCGCCGUCGCAGACGCCUGCGGCGAGCUGCCGUCGGCUGCCUUUCUCCCAGCGGGCGAGGGGAGGUGUCAAGCAGACAUCUCCCUCCGCCGUCGGAGACGCCCGUGAUGGUUAAUGCGUAUCAAGUUUUGUUGUUGUUGUCACAGUGUUUCACCACCAACGGCGCCCCGGCCUCCACUGCAGUGCCCCCGCGGCAGUUGGACUGCAGGCCGCUUGUCCGCUUGUCCGCUCAUGCCAGGGAGGCCUGUGUGACCGGGGGCCGGGCGAAGGUGUGGAAAAACACGAUUGGGCCGGCAGGUUUUCAGACUUGCUUGGAGCUGUUGCUGGACGGGUUACACUGGGGCCAUUUUGGG
Molecule: messenger RNA, 384 nt
Organism: Prorocentrum cordatum
Lineage: Eukaryota; Dinophyceae; Prorocentrales; Prorocentraceae
Source: the annotation of a GenBank genome assembly